AUGACACUGCUGCAAUGUCAGUCUCUUGUGAUGAUCGCUUUCUUGGUAUUGAAUCGUAGUUCCUUCAGCUUUGCAAUCAAGUCCAAGGUGGUUGCGAUAUACAACGACAGUGAAUGCUCGACAACUCCAUUGAACUUGCAAGUCUCGAAUACCUCCUUGUACUGUAAGGAACAGACUUGCAGCUCGAUAGCAUUCGGUAACAACACGUACUACUACAAUACCAGUUGUAUUAGCACCGAUGCUCACUCGUUCAUUGCUACGGUAUUCGCGGAGGACACGAGAUACAUCAUGGUGGACCAAUUCCGACAUUCAAAUUGCAGUCAAGACACGUACUUGCAAACUCACGCCGUCCAGCACUCAAGUGACUGUGUCCCCUUUGCAAUCGACUCAAUUUCAAUGGCACACAAUGCUGCAACUAUUGCUACGAUCCAUACGAGAGGAUCAGUGAGUAUGGUCUUCUUCUCUGCACCGAAUUGCAGCUUAGAACCAGUCUCGGAAUCAUUACCAAGCAAAAGCGAAGUCACAGAGCAUACAUGCUACCAAGCCAGUAAAUUCUACAUCAGUUCCGAGAUGAGACCCUCAAACUCCAGCAUCGCUGCUUCAAGUUGGUACAAGGAUUCAGGAUCAUCUUCAAACACAUUGGUAGACUCUCAAUCUGUCACUAGUAGCAAACCGUCACUUGUCAGUGCCCUCAUCAUAGCUGCAGUGUUGUUGAUACUUGGUGUCAUUGGUUUCAACGUGUGGAAAUGUCAAUCUACUAAACACAAGUUGCAAUUCUUACGAUCUACUGAAUCUAACGAUAGUGUUGCCAUGCUCGAACCUGAUGAUGUUGUUUUCAUGUCCAAGGCAGUAAGUAAUUGUCCAUUUCUUCCUCAAAGUAGCAGCACGUGUUCAACAAUUCGAGAACCGAUCACGACGAGCCGUUCCUUUGCUCCUGUUCUUGCAAAUGUUGGUUCGAGUUAUCAACGAUCGAGUCGCUCAUUCAUGCCGGGAUCAAGCACAAACUUGACAUUUCAAGGAACAAGAAUGAAUCGUCCAUGGGAAGACGAUUUCGUCGUGGCAGCACGAAUUCCUCGUGACAAAGUGGUUGUCAUUCGACUUUUGAGCCGUGGUGGCUUUGGCGUUGUUUACUCGGGACUAUACUUUGGUCGACAAGUUGCAGUGAAGAUGCUCUUGCCUGAAACUCGUCGUAGUAUUCCACACGUUGUCGACUUGUUGGCUGAAGUCAAGAUUAUGGCAUCGAUGGAACAUCCACAUAUCGUUGAAUUCAUUGGAGUAGCUUGGGACUCACUGACAAACAUGUGUGUCGUGUCGGAAUUUAUGGCUGGAGGUGAUUUGAACGCUCUGUUGAGUGACUACGAUGAACAGGAUCAGCCAACAGGUUUCAACAAGAACAAACUCAAGAUUGCGCUGCAUAUUGCUCAUGCACUAACGUACAUGCACUCACUUGAUCCUCCGAUAAUCCAUCGUGAUCUGAAAUCCAAGAACGUCUUGUUGAACAAGAAGCUCGAUGCAAAACUUACAGAUUUUGGAACUUCCAGAGAGCGUGUCAAUGAAUCGAUGACGGGAGGUGUUGGCACAUGUUUGUGGAUGGCUCCAGAAGUGAUGAUUGGUGAUAGGUAUGAUGACAAGGCCGACAUGUUUUCCUUUGGAGUUGUACUAUCCGAGUUGGACACACAUGUUUCGCCGUACUGGCAUGUAAAAGACCCCAAUGAUUCGAAUCGUCCAAUGCCCGAGCCAGCUAUUUUGCAAAUGGUAGCUACUGGAAAGCUCCGUGUUAAGUUUUCAAACGAAGCAGUCAAAGCCGUUGCAGAGCUAGGCAAUGCAUGUGUCUCAGUAGACCCGCAAGCACGUCCAACAGCAUCGGAGGCACUGUAUAAACUUCACACGGUGUUAGCAGAAGAUGUUGAAACAGCUACUCCAUUUGCUAGUGAAUGA
Messenger RNA from Peronospora farinosa, 1938 nucleotides. NCBI's taxonomy places the organism in Eukaryota, Oomycota, Peronosporomycetes, Peronosporales, Peronosporaceae. The record is from the annotation of a GenBank genome assembly.